Dujonia railenensis is the source of this 1692-nucleotide messenger RNA. Lineage: Eukaryota; Fungi; Ascomycota; Pichiomycetes; Serinales; Debaryomycetaceae. The record is from the annotation of a GenBank genome assembly.
AUGAGUUUAGAGAAAAGACCCAAUUUCUUAAUUAUUGUUGCUGAUGAUCUAGGAUUCACCGAUGUGAGUGCAUUCGGAGGAGAGAUACAUACUCCGAACCUAAAGAAGUUAGGUACCAACGGAAUUCGGUUUACAGAUUUUCAUACAGCACUGGCAUGUUCUCCUACACGUUCAAUGUUGUUCUCAGGAACUGAUAACCAUAUUGCUGGUUUGGGACAAAUGAGAGAAUUUGCUGUGAGACAUCCUAAGAAGUUCAGCGGAAAGCCGGGGUAUGAGGGCUAUUUGAACGAGAGAGUUGCUCCACUUCCGGAAAUCUUGCGUGAUGAUGGAUAUUACACUUUCAUAUCUGGGAAAUGGCACUUAGGUUUGGAGCCUGACAGCUGGCCAGUCAAGAGAGGGUUCGAAAAGGCUUGGACUCUUUUACCUGGUGCUGGUAAUCAUUUCAAGUACAUUCCUAGAGAUGAAAACGGUGGGCAGAUGAACUUCACGCCUUGGCUAUAUGCUGAUGAUGAUAGAGAAGUAGACUGCGACAAGGAAAUACCUGAGGAUUUUUAUUCUACCAAUUACUUCACUGAUAAAGGAAUUGAAUUUCUUACUGAUGAUGUUCAGCGUCAAGGUAGACCAUUUUUCGGCUGCUUGACCUAUACAGCUCCUCACUGGCCGUACCAAGCUCACCGUGAGAAGAUUGACAAGUAUAAGGGGAAAUAUGAUGCUGGUCCUGAAGACUUGAGACAAAAACGUUUGAAGCAAGCCAUUGGAGCAGGAAUCCUCCCCGAUGGCAUUGAACCUCACCAGUUGACUACGUAUCAAGACAGAAGGUGGCAUCAACUUUCUGAUGAAGAGAGAGCAAUUUCUUCUAGGAUUAUGGAAACCUACGCUGCAAUGGUAGAAAUUUUAGACGAUAAUAUCGGUAGAGUUAUUGAUAUAUUAGAGAAGAAGGGAGAAUUGGAUAACACUUUCGUUUUGUUUAUGUCUGACAAUGGAGCUGAAGGUCUGUUAAUGGAGGCUCUCCCACUUCAAAUAGUCAAUGUCAAGAAUGAAAUUGCAAAAUAUUAUCAUAAUGAAUUAGAAAAUAUCGGAAACAAGGAUUCUUGGACCUUUUAUGGGGAUCAAUGGGCACAAGCAGCUACAGCGCCAUCUUAUAUGUGUAAAGGUUGGAAUUCUGAAGGAGGAAUCAGGUGCCCCUUGAUUUUGCAUUAUCCACCAUUACAUGACGCAGGAAAGAAGCAAUAUAUUGCAAGAGCUUUUACAACUGUAAUGGAUAUCUUGCCAACAGUUUUGGAAUUGGCAGAAGUACAACAUCCCGGUACUGAAUAUAAGGGGAGAAAAGUGGUUCUUCCAAAAGGAAAAUCUUGGGUUCCAUACUUGCAGGAUAAGGCAGAGCAAAUUCACUCCGAAGAUCAUGUAACAGGCUGGGAAUUAUUCGGCCAACAGGCUGUGAGAAAGGGUCCAUACAAGGCUCUUUUCAUCCCUAAACCAUUUGGCCCAGCCAAAUGGCAGUUGUUCCAUAUAAGAAAUGAUCCUGGCGAAACAAAAGAUUUAGCUGAAGUUGAACCUGAGAGGCUACAAACUAUGCUAAAUCAUUGGGCAGAAUAUGUCGCAGAGACUGGUUUGGUCGAAUUAGGAUCGGACUUUCUCUUCAAUGAUGACGACGAAGGUGGCCAUGUAGUUAAUUUCACUUACGUUGACUAG